Coccidioides posadasii C735 delta SOWgp is the source of this 2091-nucleotide messenger RNA. Lineage: Eukaryota; Fungi; Ascomycota; Eurotiomycetes; Onygenales; Onygenaceae. The record is from RefSeq and is a predicted model, not a curated record.
CACAAGUGACGGCAGAAGAGGGCCAGUCCGUCGCUAUUGCAAAUGGUGAUGGUAAGAUGAGCCUGCUGAGCUGGUUACGGAGGUUGUACUCCCUGGACACUCUCGACCCCCGUUUUACAGCGUCAGCAAACCAGAAUCGGCCUUUCGCUGGGGGAACGAGAAAUGCCGGAGGCGCAAAGCCAGCGAAGAAUGGCGUAUCUCCGUCCAGAUGGAACACUCCCGAGUUCUACAUUUACUAUGUUGUCUUCAUCAUCGCUGUCCCGAUGAUGUUUAAGACCGCAAUUGAUGUUUCUCAGGAGUCUCACCCGACUUACUCGAAUUAUUCUGAGCUCCUUGCUCCUGGAUGGAUCCCUGGUCGCAAAGUGGACAAUUCCGACUUCCAAUACGCCAGCUUCCGUGAUAACAUUCGCUAUAUGGCACUGUUGAUCAUUAUCCAUCCGUUGCUUCGCCGUCUCUAUAAUCAUUUCUUUCCUUCUAAGCUAGCGAAUUCACCGUCCCCCAACAAACCUGGUGUCGCAGUGGGACAUCCUUCGGCUACCGCAGCCCAAUCGAGAUUCGAGAAACGAGUGUCCUUUGAUUAUUGGUUUGCAUUGAUAUUCUUAGUUGCUCUUCACGGAUUUUCUUCUUUGAAGGUAUUAGGAAUUCUCUUAAUCAACUAUAACAUAGCAACGAAUCUCCCAAGACCUUAUAUACCAGCGGCAACAUGGAUAUUCAAUAUCGGCAUUUUGUUCGCGAACGAACUUCUGCACGGGUACAAGUACGCCAGGAUUGCAACCUCCAUUGCGUCUAUGCUCGGUCUUGGUGUAGAUGCCGAUAUCAGCUCCUGGGGAGAGUGGCUCGAUAGUUUGGGGGGUAUCGUUUCACGAUGGGAGAUUAUCGGGCUGGAAGCCCACUGGAGGUACAAAAUUCAUCCCUGCCCUCGCAACCAUCUGCAGAUGGCCCUUGCUAACAUGCCAAAGAAGAAGCAACUCGAUCCAUCAGCCCUAUCCGAGCGUGAUCGCAUCUACACCCCCGCUGAUCCGUUAUGUUUCAACGUUAGAAACUAUCUUUCAUACACUCUAUAUUCGCCUCUCUACCUUGCCGGUCCCAUAAUCACAUUCAACGAUUAUAUUCAUCAGCAGAAAUAUCAACCGCCUUCAAUAUCAAAAACUCGCACUUUGUUGUAUGGCGUGCGCUUCUUACUUACACUGCUCUCCAUGGAAUUGAUUCUCCACUAUAUCUACGUUGUCGCCAUCUCUAAAUCAUCCCCGGACUGGUCUAUAUAUACCCCCUUCCAGCUGAGCAUGUUGGGAUAUUUCAACCUCCAUAUCAUCUGGCUGAAGCUUCUCAUUCCAUGGCGAUUCUUCCGCUUAUGGGCUUUGAUUGACGGCAUCGAUCCCCCCGAAAACAUGGUACGAUGCAUGUCAGACAAUUAUUCUGCCCUCGCCUUCUGGCGAAGUUGGCAUCGAUCGUUCAAUCGAUGGGUAGUCCGGUACCUUUACGUUCCUCUCGGCGGCAGUCGAAGUGAACGCAGCGAUAAACCUUUUGUUUCCAAAGUGCGUGGCGUAAUCAACUUCCUUGUCGUUUUUACUUUCGUUGCCCUUUGGCACGAUAUAAACCUCCGUCUCCUCAUGUGGGGCUGGCUCAUCACCCUUUUCGUUCUCCCUGAAAUCCUUGCUUCUCUGCUCUUUCCAGAGCAUAAAUGGCGUACAAGGCCGAAUACAUACCGCGUACUUUGCGGGGUUGGCGCUGUGGCCAACAUACUUAUGAUGAUGGCGGCAAAUUUGGUCGGGUUUGCGUUGGGGUUAGACGGUUUGCAAGGUUUAUUGAGCGGCAUUUUGGGAUCGUAUGCAGGUCUGGCGUAUCUCGCAGGGGCUUGUGCGGCGGUCUUCGUUGGAGUUCAAGUUAUGUUUGAGAUUCGCGAAGAGGAAUCCCGUGCUGGUAUCCGGUUGAAGUGCUGAUUUGCAACAUGCACACGUUCCAGAAGAGUAGUUCGUCCCUGUGGUUACAAUUUCAUUUUAUUUCCAAAUAGACCGAGUUCGACGGUCUGAGACGGCCUGUUAUGUUGUACAUUAUUGUGACAUGCAUAGAACAUAGCGUUAGAUUCUUCAA